UUGUUUAAAAAAAAAACUGAUUUAAUUUUACGAACGGUUAUUGCUUUUGCCUUUGAAAAGUUUAUUGUAAUUUCUAUUAAUCUCAACUAUAACAUGAACAUUUCAGGCUUCUCAUCAAAGGGCCUGAUGGAAAAACAUUCAAAACGUAGCGAUCGAGUGAAAACUUUUGUUUUACCAAACAAAUGUUUCGAAAAGCACGUCGCAUGUGCAUGGAGGCGUGGAAAUACUUUCACAAUUUAUCCACGAAGUCAAACUGUUAGUAAAAACCAAGGCAAUAUAAGUGAUAACAAAAUCUUGAAAGUGAGACAAGAAAUUCUUCUUUUCAUUCCCAUACUAAGAAAGCUUAUAAGUGAUUCAAACGGUGUAUUUCUUACAUUGCAAAAAGUUGCGGAGAACACAAAUUCGGACAAUCAGGUGGAAUUUUGGAAAAUUUCCCGCCAAUAUAGAUCGAUCGUACGGUCAGUCAUCGAGAAUCUGCAAGAAGCCGCAGAGGAAGAGUCUGACGCUUUAGAAAAGAACAGUUUAAAUUCCUACGCAACGAUUUUUUACUCAAUAGAAUGUAUAUGGCAUCUCUGCGAGAUAUUGUUUAUAAAAAACAUUCCUGGUGAUGUGGUCUUGCCAUUUUUGUUAGAAUGGGUUUGUUGUCACUUCCCAAGCCACGAUCAGACCGCGGCACAGUUGCUGGAGGCUAGGGAGCGAGGUUCAGAAGACCAUCCAGAAUAUUGGGAUACUGUUGUUAGUUUGAUUAUUCAAGGAAGAAUUGAUGAUGCCAGAGAUCUUCUACGACUGCAUUCUGCUUCUGAGUCAGCUGAAUUCAAGCUUGUUGCUAAUUCUCUGCGCACUAUGCCUGUCUAUAAUAUUUAUGGUGGCAUAUCAAGUGGGGAGUUUACAAUAGUGUGGAAGCACUGGCAGGCGGAGUGCAGGGCCAUUCUGAACAGUCAGUCUUUGAGCUCACAGCCUCAUUUACAACUUAUUAUGAGAAUACUGAUUGGGGAGUACACAGCGUUUGAAUCUAUCUGCUCGAAAUAUCCAUCGUGGUUCUACCUGCUGGGCGGGUAUGUGCUGUUCACUCGGCCGUGGGCCCGCAAGCGCGAGCUGGCGGACGCGGCGGCGGCCUGCGCGGGGCUCGGCGCUGCGCACGCGCACUCCCACCUCGACACCGUCAUACGCGCUCUGCUCGAAGGUGACCUGCAUCAGGUGAUCAGUGAAAUACAACAAAUGUCAGAUAACGGCUGGUUUGCAACACAUUUGACCGAUAUGCUGUACCACUGCGGCAAGCUGCAAGUGUUGGAUGAACACCAGACUGAUAUGCGCAAGCGCGUGCGCGACAGCCUGGUGCUGGAGUACGGGUCGCUGGUGCUGGGGGGCGGCGCGUGCGGCGCGCGCGGCGCGUGGGGCGCGGGGCUGUCGUACCUGGCGGCCAGCGCGCCCGAGGGCCCGCGCCGCGCCGCGCUGCUGCUGGAGCGCCUGCCGCUGCACACCGACGAGAAGGCGAUGCGCGUCAUCGCUGAAGCCAAGAAGUACGACCUCCUCGAUGUCGUGCAGACGGUGUGCGCGUGCAUGAGCGCGCGCGCGCGGCGGGCGGGGCGCGUGGGCGCGGCGCUGGCGUGGGCGGGGCGCGGGCGCGGCGCGGCGCAGUGCGCGGGCGCGGCGCACGCGGCGCUGCGGGCCUACUGCGGGGGCGCGCCGCUGCCCGCCGCAGACAUGCUGCUCAGCGCCGGCCCCACGCUGCUCAUGGACGACACCUUGCUGCUGCUAGGCAAAUACAGCGAUUUCCACAGAUUGUAUAAUAACAAAGAAUUCAAAAAGGCAGCGAAACUGUUAAUUUCUUUAAUCACAUCCAAAAUUGCACCGGAAUACUUCUGGGAGACGUUAUUGCUGGACACUUUGCCGCUGCUGGAGUCAGAGGAACCAGUGUUCUCCUCCACAGAGACUUACGAGAUCUUACUCUGCCUGGAGCUGAGGACGAAGCUGCUGACGGGGGAGAAGGCGGACCUGUUGCGCCUGGCCUGCGUCAGGAACUUGGCCAGGACUGUCCUGAUGGACGGUGCUGAAGAAUGAAAGUAUAGGAAGUGUUCAUACUAAGUGAUAAUUGUGAUAAAGUGCAUUGAAGUUGGAGUCAGUGAUGUAACCAAUAAGUACAUCAAACAAUCCAUACUUGAAUUUUAUCUUCACAAAAGGAAGUUUUUAGAGCUUACAGGCCUGUCCCACAUAAUUGUAAAUAGUCUGAUAACAAUCUAACAUGUAAAACAUGUGAUGGAAAUAUCGGAUUUUGUUCCCUUAUCUGACGUGAUUUUUAAGCUAUCUGAGCCUCUAUCAGCCAGUUGUGGGACAGGCCCUAAUAAUAAUGUGUGGUACUGGGCGUCUCCAGGUAAGGGGGUAGUGUAACCAGUUACCCCCACUAUCUACUAAAAUUGCGAAAAAAUUCAAGAUAUUAAGGUUCCUACAAUCUCUAGAUUUGGCGAUAACUCAAAAUAACUUGUGAUUUUGUAAUUAAAGCAUUCUCUUGUGAAUUAAAAAGUUAUUUUACUACUAGCCUAUCCUUGACCGUCGACCUGCCCCUCCACAGCUGGCGACGCCCAUAGUUGUAUAACAUGUACCAGUGUGUAAAUUAUGUCUUAGUUCACUGUCAUUUUGAUCAAUUUUGACUAAUGAUGUAUCAGUUACAAUUGUUAUUAAUGAUUGUGUAAACAUUUUGAAUUGUCAUUAACUUUGUGUAUAACUACUUGUAUAUUUAAAAAAAAUAAAAUAUUUUGUAACAACUUCGAAAAAUUAGCAUAAAUGCGUUAUUAAAAUGAUCUA
Messenger RNA from Papilio polytes (common Mormon), 2802 nucleotides. RefSeq names its product nuclear pore complex protein Nup85 (gene Nup75). Bases 94 to 2061 code for a protein of 655 amino acids. Gene Ontology annotation, molecular function: structural constituent of nuclear pore. The transcript has 9 exons. Gene Ontology annotation, biological process: protein import into nucleus; positive regulation of DNA-templated transcription; mRNA export from nucleus. Lineage: Eukaryota; Metazoa; Arthropoda; Insecta; Lepidoptera; Papilionidae. The record is from RefSeq and is a predicted model, not a curated record. Gene Ontology annotation, cellular component: nuclear pore outer ring.